Molecule: messenger RNA, 1326 nt
Organism: Vanessa atalanta (red admiral)
Lineage: Eukaryota; Metazoa; Arthropoda; Insecta; Lepidoptera; Nymphalidae
Product: KH domain-containing, RNA-binding, signal transduction-associated protein 2-like
Exons: 10
Coding region: 225-1295 (356 amino acids)
Biological process (GO): regulation of alternative mRNA splicing, via spliceosome
Cellular component (GO): nucleus
Molecular function (GO): mRNA binding
Source: RefSeq, a predicted model, not a curated record
CAACCGUUUUAAUAUUAGAACGCUGCUUCAAAAUUUAAAACACCCGCGCUUCAAUUUACUAGUUUCGACGGUUCGAAUUUGUGAAUCGAAAUUGUUUUUUUAAUCUGUGUUUUAAUUAUGGUGUUUUUUUUAAUGAAUCUUAGCCAGUUUAUGUCUAUAGAGCUUUAGAUACAGAUAACAAGUGGUCGUGUUGUGUAGUGUAGUGAUGUGCUAGUGCCAACAAUAUGGAGCCAUCGCUGCCUCUCGAGGAAGACGAGGGCAGGCCUCAGCAAGGGUCCACUGGAAGCGGCUCGUCCUCUGGCACGGGUUAUUAUGGACACAAAAAUGGCGAAUGGCGCGGUGAGAGAAGAAUGCUGGAUAUCACACGUGACAAACCUGUCAAAGUGUGUGUGCGCGUGGUCGUGCCGGUACGGGAUCACCCAAAAUUCAAUUUCGUGGGGAAGCUGCUGGGUCCCAAAGGGAAUUCUCUGAAAAGACUGCAAGAAGACACGAUGUGCAAAAUGGCGGUUUUAGGACGAGGCUCUAUGAAAGACCGUCAAAAGGAAGAAGAACUUCGUGUAUCCGGCGAUCCUAAAUUUGCUCAUCUGUCAGAUGAACUACACGUGGAAAUUAGUGCGUUUGCAACACCAGCUGAGGCGCAUGCGCGUAUUGCAUAUGCACUUGCUGAAUUGAGGAGGUUCCUAGUUCCGGACUACAACGACGAUAUAAGGCAGGAACAGAUGCUAGAAAUGCAGAUCUUGUCAUCACAGAAUGAACAAAGGCGAUUAACUCCGCCCGACUCGUCUAGGAGCGGGAGUGAAGAGGCUUUGCCUCUGAGGGACAACGGCAACAAACAUAGGCUGAGCACCGCGCCGCCGACGUCCGCACCGCCUAUGCCAGCUGCAAUAGCUGUGAACCACAAUGCAAACGUACGUGACUUCUCACCACCUGCACUUGCAGCUGGAUCGGAGCAUAUGACUGCUCAUCAUCAGCAGCUGGCCCCCAGCCACCCCGGUCACGGCGUGCUGGUCGGGGGCGGUGUGUUACAACAACAACCGACACACCACUUAAUAACGCAGAAUUCUAUAUUGGGUGCGGGUGGGGCGGGUGGCGUUGCGAGCGGUCGCAAGCGGCCGCUGCUCGGCGCGCGGGCCGCCAUGUCGCCGACUAAGCGCGCUGUCAUGACGCUGUUGGCUCGCGCACGCGCCGCCACGCACAAGCACGCGCCGUGGCCUGCGCCGGAACACACAACCCUACUUCCACUUAUAAGGGACGACUUUGUGACCGGCGUCGGCGUCAAUAUCAACCUAGCGUAAUACAUUGUUUCUAGUCAGAUUCUGUUUGAAU